AUGACAACGUCGUACGAGCGACAAGAGGAGAAACAAGUGGAACAAUUGGAAGGUUUUGCAGAGAACGUUGCCGACAAAUAUCACGACAGUGUCGAUAAAAUAGGAAUGCUAGAGACUGUUGUCCAGGCAGAGAGUGGAAAUGGGAAUAAUGAUAUAUCGUUGAAUAAGAAGGAGAGCAUCGUCCUCAUACGUGAUAACAUUGCUGCAGCAUAG
Molecule: messenger RNA, 213 nt
Organism: Opisthorchis viverrini
Lineage: Eukaryota; Metazoa; Platyhelminthes; Trematoda; Opisthorchiida; Opisthorchiidae
Exons: 1
Coding region: 1-213 (70 amino acids)
Source: RefSeq, a predicted model, not a curated record